CCUGGUGUCCGGUUGUCUCCCUCCUUCCGGCCUGGGCGGUUCGUGGGGACGGGACCGGGCGGCGGCGCCAUGGCCGGCAUCAAAGCUUUGAUUAGUCUGUCCUUUGGAGGGGCAAUUGGACUAAUGUUUCUGAUGCUUGGAUGUGCCCUUCCUCAGUAUAGCAAAUAUUGGCCACUGUUUGUUCUGUUUUUUUACAUCCUUUCUCCUAUUCCAUACUGCAUAGCAAGAAGAGUAGUAGAUGACACAGAUGCUGCAAGUAAUGCCUGCAAGGAGCUAGCAAUAUUUCUUACAACAGGCAUUGUUGUCUCAGCAUUUGGGCUCCCUAUAGUAUUUGCCAGAGCAGAAUUGAUUUUAUGGGGUGCAUGUGCACUUGUCCUCACAGGGAAUACAGUCAUUUUUGCCACUAUCCUAGGAUUUUUCUUGGUCUUUGGCAGCAAUGACGACUUCAGCUGGCAACAGUGGUGAAAGGAGUUUAUCAGAGAACUGUCAUAGACAUCUUGUCAUUCAGUGGCCAUCCAUACAAAUGAGAGAAUGGGCAAUAAAGAGAAGUAGCAUAGCAAGCCUUUGGGAGUAUUUAGAUGCUCCUUUUCACCUUGUUUGUUGUAAGUGUACUAUUUCUGCUGGUUUGCUAAUGGAUUUUAAGGUUUUUAUUAUGUGGAAAGACGCUUUGUUUUUAUUUGUCUACAGUAUGUUUUUAGUAUCUCUUGACUUAAAUUUAUAAUUAUUCCUAUUCUGUUUUAUAGUUAUGCAACAUUUAAAUGCUGGAACCAAGAAUGUUUAAAUGUGUUUUGGGUUAAAAGUUUAUUUUAAAAGCAACAGUGAUAUCAAGUUAAAGAUAACAUGUAUCUUUUAUUAUUGACCAUGGUGACUAAAAUAUGAUGCAUAAAGGAUAUAAGGCAAGCAAUGUUGUAACCAACAUGGGACCAUUCUCACUUAGCAGAAACAUUGGUGGUGGUUGUAUUUUGGUGGGAUCAGGGAAGGAAAGGAAGGAUCACUUGCACACUUUUUUUUUCUGCUGCUCAGACCUUAUUAAGGCUGAAGAAUGGUGAUGCUGUUAAAUUGAGGAUUGGGUGACUGCUCUGCCUAUAAGCAGAGUUAUCUUUUGGGAUUUCAAAAUGUAAACACCUUUGAAAGGAGCACUUUCCCGUCCUGUUCUCUGCUCUUGUGUGGAUGUGACCGACAAAUAGCCUAUGAAUUUUAUUUAAUUUUGAUGCUAUAAAAUGCAAAACCAAAUGCAUUGUGGGGGAAGGACAACUGACACUUAAAUUCCAUUUUUAAGACCUCUUUUAAUGUUUCUAUUUAUAAGUAUUGUACAUUUUUGGUCUGUGUCAACUCUUCACAUUUUACCAAAAGGGAGGUAAAAUGUUCAUUUAUGGAACUACUGAUGUAUGUUAGUUUGCAGCAUAUAUGAAACAAUAUUUCCCGCUUCCCUUUUUUAAUUUAUUUUAUACAUAGUAUAUAUUGAGUAAAAUGGCUUUUCAAGUGUAGAUUAACACUUAAACCAUAGGUAUGUAGCUUACCUUAAGAAGAUUGAUUGCUAUACUAAUAUAUAGUAUAGUCAAAGCAUUAGUUUCUCCAAGUCUGACUGAAAUGAUGUCAGUGACUUUCUUUCAGUUCAUGCAUUAUCUGUUAACAAGACAAUGUUAUGUCAAUAAGUGUAUUUCUUGUUCUGUAAGGUUAUAUCACAUGUAGUUUUCAAUAUUUAAAGCAAGUUUUCUGCAUACCUCUCACCUGUCUGUUUUUUUUAAUUGAUCGUGGAUUUUAUUCUGACUUUCCAUUGUGGUGCACAGUGAAUGAAUUUAGAUUAGCCAGGUUUGACUGUAAUUGAUGCAACAGUAAACCUGACCAAAAAGGCUUCUGACUUAUUUUUCAAAAGAGUAGCAAGCCAACUAUAUGCGCAUGAUAAAAACUGGUGACCUAAUUUACCGGUGCAGCAGUAUGAAAAGUCCAGAUUAAGGAGGUUUGCCUGUAUUUUGUUUGAAAAGAGAUUAAUUGAUAUGUAUAGAUGUAAACAAAACAUUAAGCUCUAUGAAGUCUGAUAAUCAUGGUAGUUACACACACAAGUUCAGGGAAUUGAUUUCUGUAUGGAGACAUGAAAGAUUGGGUGGCACAAGUGUGUGCCUGUUUGUUAAAACCACACGAUAUUAAGAAUGAGAACUGAACAGUUCUACCCCUAGCACAACAUGAAUAGAAGAGCAUCAGGGUGAAGGUGCAGAGCAUUUCAGCCACCUGCAAAGGUUCACCAGAAACCUGUGGAGAUUUUGAGACAUGCCUGAGGGAUUUAGAAGCAUAAAUGUCAUGACUUUCAGUGGGACUUGUCCAUCUAAGUAGUUGGGUGCAUUUGAAAAUCUCUUAAACCAGUGGCUAAAUAUAUAGCCUUAGCCUUCACAAAGAGAGUAGUAGCCUCAGAGUCCUUUAAUGACCUGACUAGUUACCAAGGUGGUUUCUAAUUUUUUUUGUCUCUGUUCCCAUGUAACUUUCUAAUUAAUGUAUUGCCCUGCUACUGUUUCACUCACUUGGCCAAGAAAUCUUUUAUGUUUAACAGCUAUGUAUUUUCCUGUGUGUUAAUCCUGUUGACAGCAUUGUGUUCUUGAUCUGGCAUACUACUUGGAUGUAACGCUGUCUCCUACUUCCAGUGUAGACACUUGAGAGGUAUGACUUCUCCAUCUAAUAUGCACUGAAAUAGCAUUGCCAUCCUUCUAUAGAAAAAACUUUUGAUGAUGAAACAAUAAAACAUUUUAAAUACCA
This is a messenger RNA of Alligator mississippiensis (American alligator), 2748 nucleotides long. RefSeq names its product leptin receptor overlapping transcript like 1 (gene LEPROTL1). The record is from RefSeq and is a predicted model, not a curated record. The transcript has 4 exons. Bases 70 to 465 code for a protein of 131 amino acids. Gene Ontology annotation, biological process: negative regulation of growth hormone receptor signaling pathway; late endosome to vacuole transport via multivesicular body sorting pathway. Lineage: Eukaryota; Metazoa; Chordata; Crocodylia; Alligatoridae. Gene Ontology annotation, cellular component: endosome.